Molecule: messenger RNA, 1614 nt
Organism: Cercospora beticola
Lineage: Eukaryota; Fungi; Ascomycota; Dothideomycetes; Mycosphaerellales; Mycosphaerellaceae
Gene: SLC1
Product: 1-acylglycerol-3-phosphate O-acyltransferase SLC1
Biological process (GO): phosphatidic acid biosynthetic process
Cellular component (GO): membrane; endoplasmic reticulum
Molecular function (GO): 1-acylglycerol-3-phosphate O-acyltransferase activity
Source: RefSeq, a predicted model, not a curated record
AUGCUGAAAUUCGGCCGAAAUUCCCCAACCCCACCUCACCCAUCUUGCUCCAUCUUUCGCUCUUUCUCACACCGACACCACCAACACAUCUCCCUCGCAUGGAACGACGACGAUAAGAGCGCACCGCCCACCAUGUCGUCCUUCCUCUUCUGGCUCUCCUCCUCCGCCACCGUCCUCACCCUCCUCAUCCACGCCCUCAACUUCCUCGGCCGGCAAUUCAACAUGCCCAUUCUCGAAUUCUACGGCCGCAGUAUUGCGUCUUUUGUCGCGUUGUUUAUUUGCGCGACAUAUGGAACGAUUGCUUCUGCGUUGCUUUCGCUUGUUGGUUAUGGAGGGCUAGGGCAGUGGACAACAGCGCGGGCGUUCAAGUGGACGAUGUUGUUGUUCACUGGCGUGUGGUUUGAUGUGCAGGACGAGAAGGAUGUGCUGGGAACUACGCGACCUGCGGUCUUUGUGGGGAAUCAUCAGACGGAGUUGGAUGUUUUGGUUUUGGGGCAUAUCUUUCCGCGAUACUGCUCUGUUACGGCUAAGGCGAGUUUGAAGUGGUGGCCGUUUUUGGGAUGGUUUAUGGCCCUCUCGAAAACCGUCUUUAUCGAACGCAAAUCCCGAGCGCAAGCCUUUGCCGCUUUCGACGACGCAGCGAAACAAAUGCAAUCCGCGAAACAGAGCGUGUACAUCUUCCCUGAAGGCACGAGAUCCUACUACGAGCACCCCGAUCUUCUUCAAUUCAAGAAGGGAGCUUUCCACCUUGCGAUCCAGGCGCAAGUGCCGAUUGUGCCUGUUGUGGUCGCGAAUUACAGCAAUGUGUUGAACGUCAAGAGGAAGAGAUUUAGGUCUGGUGUCAUUCCUGUGAAGGUCCUAGACGCAAUUAGCACAAAGGGCAAGACGAAGGAGGAUGUGGAUGCGAUCUUAGAGGAGACAAGAGAGAAGAUGUUGAAAGAAUUGAAGGCUUUGCACGAACAGGUGCAGAAGCAGGGUGUUGCGGUAAACAAGCAAGAAGCUGGACAGGGCCAUUCCACGGCCACACAGAAUGGAAAGGCGACAGAGAGGAAGGUCAUGAAUGCUGCUGCGUAGAUGAAGAUUUUGCAGCACGCCUGGAAUCCAACUCUCUCAGCUUUUGCACUCCCCAUGUCCGAGGACGUCAAUUACAACUUCCCAAGGGUUCCUUUCUAAGAGGAUGCGAGAGAAGACACGAUCGUACGAACCGUGCUCUGGCUUUACACGAUACCACUUGAGCAGAGAUUUGGGCGAUCACUUCGACGAUGGACUUUCCGAAACGCUGCUCUCCGGCGACGUCUCGAGCUUCCAACAUUGCUUCCCCGAGGAAUGUACAGAAUUGAGAGCAGAUUGUGCGUAUCUCGCUUGGACUGUGGCGGCUGGCAGCACAAUCUGGCUCUAUCGUGAGUCCAGUGGGAAGGACUGAUAUGAACGAAGGCUUCGCCCGUGACCGAAAACGCUACUUUGGUUCGGUUGGUGCUGCGGUAUCAAGCAAGGGAACACAGCCAGCUAAGGCAUUGGCAUGAUCUGGAGAGUACGAGGAGAACUACGACUUCAUGUAGCUACGAACAGAUCUCAACAGAAUAUGGUAAGAUCGACCAUCAUGAACGACCCCUC